Messenger RNA from Impatiens glandulifera, 1651 nucleotides. Its product is annotated as AAA-ATPase At3g28580-like. Bases 10 to 1548 code for a protein of 512 amino acids. The record is from RefSeq and is a predicted model, not a curated record. Gene Ontology annotation, molecular function: ATP binding; ATP hydrolysis activity. The transcript has a single exon. Lineage: Eukaryota; Viridiplantae; Streptophyta; Magnoliopsida; Ericales; Balsaminaceae.
AAAAACUUGAUGAGGAUGAUGGGAGGAGAGACAUGGGCUAACAUUGGAUCGGCGGCGGCCGGAGUAAUGUUUUUUUGGGCGAUGUUCAAACAAUACUUUCCCCACGAACUCCGACAACCUAUCGAGAAAUACGUUAGAGAACUCGUCAGCCUGUUCUACCCAUACAUUCAUGUUACCUUCCACGAGUAUUCCAGCGACGGCCGCUUUGAACGCUCAAAACUCUACAUCGCCAUUGAGCGUUACUUGGCCGAAAACUCGUCCAAUCGGGCCAAGAGAUUAAAGGCAGACGUCACCUACGGUUCGGACGCUCUGGUCUUCAGCAUGGACGAUCACGAAGAAGUUAUCGACGAGUUUCAAAACGUCAAACUUUGGUGGUCGUCCAGCCAUACGCCACCGCAAAGACAGACAAUCACUGUAUUCCCAGGAGAGGACGAGAAGCGUUAUUACAAACUCAAGUUCCAUAAGAAGAAUCGCGAGCUCGUGACCACAACUUACCUUAAGCACGUCCUUGACGAGGGAAAAGCGAUUGCGGUCAGGACUAGACAGAGGAAGCUAUACACCAAUUGUAAAAGCGAAGAGAGGAGCGGUAGAUUCCGUUACCAGAGAAUGUGGAGUCAUGUGAAAUUUGAACAUCCUUCUAAUUUCAAUACUCUGGCUAUGGAUCCAAUCAAGAAGAAGGAGAUUAUUAAUGAUUUGAUCAAAUUCAGUCAAUCUAAAGAUUAUUAUACCCAAAUUGGAAAGGCAUGGAAACGUGGGUAUCUCUUGUAUGGUCCUCCCGGGACUGGUAAAUCGUCCAUGAUCGCGGCCAUGGCUAAUCUUCUAGAGUACGAUGUAUAUGACCUUGAAUUAACGGCUGUUAAGGAUAAUACAGAGCUAAGGAAGCUACUAAUCGACAUGUCAAGUAAAUCGAUUGUGGUGAUUGAGGACAUCGAUUGCUCACUUGAUUUGACUGGGCAGAGGAAGAAGAAAGAAGAGGAUAAGGAGAAGGAGAAGGCUAAAGAGAAAGACCCUGCUAAGAUUAUGAAGCCGGAUGAUAAGGACAGCAAAGUUACUCUUUCCGGGCUUUUGAAUUUCAUAGAUGGGUUAUGGUCUGCUAGCGGCGGGGAGAGAAUCAUCAUUUUCACGACCAAUUAUGUGGAGAAGCUGGAUCCUGCUCUGGUUCGGAGGGGGAGAAUGGACAAGCAUGUUGAAUUGUCCUAUUGUGGGUUCGAGGCGUUUAAGAUUCUUGCAAAGAAUUACAUGGACCUUGAUUCGCACAGUCUGUUUCCAACUAUUGAGGAAAAACUGAAACAAGUUGAUAUGACGCCGGCGGACGUGGCUGAAAAUCUGAUGCCGAAAUCUGAAGAAGACGAUGCGUAUAGUUGUUUGGAGGGUCUGGUUAUUGCACUGGAUAAGGCUAAAGAAGACGCAAUUAAGUUGAAAGCAGAGAAGGAGGCCAAACAGAAGAAAAAGGAAGAAGAAGCAGAAGAGGUGAAGAAGGAUGGAGAGAAUGCUAUUGCUAUAGGAGAAGAAGAAGUUAAACAAAAUGGAUUAGCAUCUCAUGAUUAACCGAUCCCAAAAUUGGUCCGGUGGAAAGAAUCGACUAUAAAAAAAAAAAUGUCAAUAGCAUUUAAAUAGAAUUGGAGGGAUUAUAGUAGUAGUUCUCUUCUCA